Messenger RNA from Camelina sativa (false flax), 426 nucleotides. The record is from RefSeq and is a predicted model, not a curated record. NCBI's taxonomy places the organism in Eukaryota, Viridiplantae, Streptophyta, Magnoliopsida, Brassicales, Brassicaceae.
GGAAUGGAGUAUCUUCACUCACAAGGUGUUAUCCACAGAGACCUGAAGUCCAACAAUUUGCUUUUGAAUGACGAAAUGAGGGUUAAAGUUGCAGACUUUGGGACUUCUUGUCUUGAGACGCAAUGCAGAGAGGCCAAGGGUAAUAUGGGAACGUAUCGAUGGAUGGCUCCAGAGAUGAUCAAAGAGAAGCCUUACACUAGAAAAGUUGACGUUUAUAGCUUUGGCAUCGUUCUAUGGGAACUCACCACUGCAUUGCUUCCGUUCCAAGGUAUGACUCCCGUGCAAGCCGCAUUUGCAGUCGCUGAAAAGAACGAGAGACCACCAUUGCCAGCGAGCUGCCAACCUGCGUUAGCUCACUUAAUCAAGAGGUGUUGGUCAGAGAAUCCCUCGAAGCGGCCAGACUUCUCAAACAUAGUAGCGGUGCUU